UGAGAUAGAAAUAUGUGUUCAUGUAUCUUGAAAAGGUUUGUACAUCUCAACUGACGAUAGCUUCUAAUUAUUGUGUAUCAAUUCAGAGGCUCUCACUGAUUCCCAGCGUAAACUCAAAUCCAACCUGCAGAAAAAGUUUAAGCAUUUGUUUGAGCAAGACACAAAAUCUGGAAAGCAGAUGUUGAUGAAUGAGAUCUACACUGAGCUCCUCAUCACAGAGGAAAGGUCUGAAAAGACAUUUGGACAAAAUGCAACAGCAUCCGGCAACACAGUUAAUUCUGAACAGCUUAUUAACUUCUUCGAAACCUCAGCGGGUCAAGAUGGAUCAGUUAGAGCAUUAUUGACAAAAGGAGUAGCAGGGAUAGGGAAGACCACCUUGACACGGAAGCUUGCCCUAGAUUGGGCUGAAGAGAAAAUCGACAGCAAUGCACAGUUCAUAUUUCCAUUCACUUUCCGAGAGUUGAAUUCACUCAAGGAGAAAAAGUACAGCUGGGUGCAACUUCUUCAUCACUUCUUUGCUGAUACCAAGGGAAUAAGCUGCUUUGAUAAACUCCAGAUUGUGUUCAUCCUUGAUGGUCUGAAUGAGUGUCAACUUCCUUUGGACUUUCACAACAACGAGAUCCUGACUGAUGUCACUGACUCAGCUUCAGUGGACGUGCUGCUGACAAACCUCAUCAUGGGGAAACUGUUCCCUUCUUCCUCUCUCUGGAUAACCACAAGACCUGAGGCAGCUGGUCAAAUCCCUCCAGAGUACAUUCACAUGGUGACAGAGGUGGGGGGACUCACUGAUCCAAAGAAGGACGAGUACUUCAGGAAGAGAUUCAGGAAUAAGGCGCUGGCCAGCAGAAUCAUCACCCACAUCAAGACAUCACGAAGCCUCCACUUCAUGUGCCACAUUCCAUACCUCUGUUGGGUCACUGCAACAGUUCUGGAGGAUGUGUUGAAAACCAAUUACAAAGGAGAGCCACCCAAUACCUUAACUGAGCUUUAUAUCCAUUUUCUAUUAGAUCAGUUCAAAGUGGUGAAUGAAGAAACAGAUCCACUCAAGAUGAUUGUUUCUCUGGGAAAACUGGCUUUUGAGCAGCUGCAGAAAGGCAACCUCAUCUUCUAUGAAGCAGAUCUCAAAGAGUGUGGCAUUGAUAUCAGAGCUGCCUCUGUGUACUCAGGUUUGUCCUGGUUCUGCCCAUGGUCUUUUUUAAAGAUCUGCGUGAACACGCCUUUCUGUUUUGUCCAUUCAAGCUUCCAGGAGUUUCUGGCUGCUGUUCAUGUCAUUGUGUCAUUCAUCAACUCUGGUGUCAACCUACUGUCAGAAGAAGAAUCAUCUUCCCAACAGUCAGAGCAAUCUGAAGUCAAACACCUCUUCCAGAGUGCAGUGGAUAAGGCUUUACAGAGUCCGAAUGGACGCCUGGACUUGUUCCUGCGCUUCCUUGUUGGCCUCUCACUGCAGACCAAUCAAGCACUUCUUCAAGUGAAGCGAACAGGAGGUAGCUUACAGAGCAGUCAGGACACAGCCCAGUACAUCAAGAAGAAGAUCAGGGAGAAUCCCAAUGUAGAGAGAAACAUCAACCUGUUUCACUGUCUGAAUGAGCUGAAUGAUCAUUCGCUAGUGGAGGAGAUCCAACAGUACCUGAGUUCAGGAAGUCUGUCCCCUGACAAUCUGUCUCCUGCUCAGUGGUCAGCUCUGGUCUUCAUCUUAUUGUCAUCACAGAGCUUGUUGGAUGUGUUUGACCUAAAGAAAUACUCUGCUUCAGAGGAAGGCCUUCUGAGGUUGCUGCCUGUUCUUCAAGCCUCCAAUCUAUGCCUGUUGAGUGGCUGUAAGCUUUCUGAGAAAAGCUGCAAAGCUUUAGCCUCAGGUCUUGGUUCCCUGACCUGUAAUAUAAGAGAGCUGGACCUGAGUUACAACAAUAAGCUGGUGCGUGGACACCAGGAGCUCACAGUUGGCUUGAAGUAUCCACAAUGUAAACUGGAGAUUCUCAGGUUUGCUUUCUUUGUUCUAAGAUGUUUUUACUUAACAUCACAUCUUGGUUACUUUUAUAACCAUGGUCUGCCAUUGUAACUGCUGAAGCAAUAUAAUUCCUUAUCUGCAUAAUCAAUGUGUUUUUAAGCUUGCAUGC
Centropristis striata (black sea bass) is the source of this 2114-nucleotide messenger RNA. RefSeq names its product protein NLRC3-like. The record is from RefSeq and is a predicted model, not a curated record. The transcript is spliced from 2 exons. Lineage: Eukaryota; Metazoa; Chordata; Actinopteri; Perciformes; Serranidae. Bases 179 to 2056 code for a protein of 625 amino acids.